This is a messenger RNA of Plasmodium malariae, 741 nucleotides long. Its product is annotated as fam-m protein. Bases 1 to 741 code for a protein of 246 amino acids. The transcript is spliced from 2 exons. Lineage: Eukaryota; Apicomplexa; Aconoidasida; Haemosporida; Plasmodiidae. The record is from RefSeq and is a predicted model, not a curated record.
AUGGAAAAAAAUAUUAUUUUAAUCUUAAUUAUUAAAUUUUAUGCGUUUAUUCUUUUACGUUGUUUAUUUCAUUUAGAAAAUGAUAGCACUCAUAGAACAUCCUUGAAUAAUAAUUAUAAACUUGGAAAAACUAUAGUUAUAAGAAAUUAUCGACUACUAGCAAAAUAUAAACAAGAUGUCUAUUCAAGUAAUUCAGUUUUAAGAGAAGACAUGUCAAAUAAACUGAAGUACGAAAAAAAAGAUAUACAUAAUAAAGAAAAAGCAAUAAAAGGAAAAAACAGUAAAUAUAAUAGGAGUUUACUAAAUCAAGCGCAAUAUUAUACAGAAUUUAUUGACUAUAAUAAUGGAAUGUUUGAUGGUAAACAUUUCCAUUUUGAAAAAAAAUGGAUAAAAAAAAAGAAACAUGAUGAUUUCCUUAAAAAAAACAAGAGAAUUGGAAAUAUAACUUUAAAAAAAAUAAAACUUAGAAGUUACAGUUUUGGAGUUGCUAUAAUUUUUCUUAUUGUUUUAUUGGGAAUAGGGUAUCCCAUUUUACAUAGGUAUGAUUUGCUGAAAGAAGCUGGAAAAGAGUUAUUAGAAUUUAUACAAUUGACGGACCAUCUUAAAACCGUAGAACCCUAUAUUUGCAUAAUAUUAUACGGAAUACUUAUUGUUUUAUUAUCACUAAUACUAAUCAUAGUCUUUCCAAAGAUAUUAAUAAAUAAUGAAAAGUAUAAUAAAUAUAAGUUAAUGACUCAGUAA